AGUCGCUAGACAUAAUAACCGGAGGAACCCUAAGAUAUCAGAGGAAUGUCGCUGAAAGCCCGCAUCGAAGACGGCAUUGUACAUUCACCCUAUCCCGGUGGUUCUGUACCAAAGAUUUCAGUCUGUCAGGCCAUAAAAGAUAGGCUGCUUCAACAAGGUGAACGGACUGCAUUAAUCUGCAAAGAAAAUAAAGUGACAAGCUCAGAGAUGCUGAAGAUGCUUCAUCAAUACGCCGUCGGUUUCCAACGCCACGGCGUAAAGCCAGGCGACAAAGUGCUCGUACACGUGGACAAUUUUCUGGAAAGUUUCAUUGCCAUGUAUGGAGUCGUGUUUGCUGGAGGCGUCGUCAUACCAUCUGAGCUGGCAUCAGAAGAAGACGAACUUCAGACAAAAAUAAAGGACGGAAAGGCCAGUCACGUGCUCACCACACCAAGCGAAGGCGACCUGCUGAAAGAGUUAACUCCAGACACGCAUAUUCGGGAACGCUUUGUUGUAGGUGAUAAGCCUGGAUUCAUUUCGGUGACAAAUUUUAAGAACGUACCGGAAGAAAGUUUUAUUGACCUUCCAGUGGUCGAUGUUGAAAGAGAACUGAUCGCUCUUUGCUUCACAUCCGGCACAACGGGCCGCCCAAAGGCCGUCGAAGAAACGCACUACAGUUGUGUCGCUGGGCUCCAACUAUACAGCUGGAUGCCCGCUUCACGCCGAAGCUGAGAAGCGGCACUCGUGGUGCUGCUUUCGCCUUUUGAUGCAUAUAGCUGGAGUACGAGGGCAGCAGCGUUUAAUCCUAAUUCGUAAUUUACUGUGUUCGAUUGAACAAGGUGACGAAACUUCAAGGUCAAAUUGCUCGACGUGCGCUAUUCGUAGAGCCCGUUCCCAGAUGCGCACCGAGGAUGUGGAAAAGGGAACCAGAAGAUCACAAUGCCGAGGACGGUGCCCGAUACUCCUACAUGACUAAACACAACCCCCCCCC
Molecule: messenger RNA, 970 nt
Organism: Ixodes scapularis (black-legged tick)
Lineage: Eukaryota; Metazoa; Arthropoda; Arachnida; Ixodida; Ixodidae
Product: long-chain-fatty-acid--CoA ligase-like
Exons: 5
Coding region: 46-711 (221 amino acids)
Source: RefSeq, a predicted model, not a curated record